Messenger RNA from Knipowitschia caucasica, 669 nucleotides. The record is from the annotation of a GenBank genome assembly. Lineage: Eukaryota; Metazoa; Chordata; Actinopteri; Gobiiformes; Gobiidae.
AUGGCUCUGUUCAAACUUCUUCUAACUCUGCUACUUUUCCUCUCCACCUCCACAUUAUCUGUCAUUCUGCUACAGUAUACGAUAGCGAACAAGGAAUACAUUUUUGACAGAGAAGAGAUCGCCAAAUUAGCCAAACAGUACGCAGGGCAAGAUCAUGAGCAGGCCUUCUCCAAAGUGGUCGUGGAGCUGAGGAAAAGAUACCCAGGCCACAUCCUCCCAGACGAGGACCUCCAGUGGGUGUUUGUGAACGCGGGCGGCUGGAUGGGCUCCAUGUGUCUGUUGCACGCCUCCCUCACAGAGUACCUGCUGCUUUUCGGCACCGCGGUGGACACCGGCGGACACUCUGGGCGUUACUGGGCGGAGAUCUCGGACACUGUAAUCUCUGGAACUUUCCGCCAGUGGAAGGAGGGCACAACCAAGAGUGAAGUCUACUAUCCUGGUGACUUUAUCGUUCACUCAGUCGGGGAGGCCACCUCGGUGCAGUGGAGCGCGGGCACCUGGAUGGUGGAGUACGGUCGCGGCUUCAUCCCUUCCACACUGGGCUUCGCUCUGGCCGACACCCUGUUCAGCACCCAGGACUUUGUUACCCUGUUCUACACACUGCGCGUUUACGUCAAGGCGCUGAUGCUGGAGACAACCACGCAGCUCACAGAGGCUGGCGUCCUCUGA